Messenger RNA from Owenia fusiformis, 2353 nucleotides. The record is from the annotation of a GenBank genome assembly. Lineage: Eukaryota; Metazoa; Annelida; Polychaeta; Sabellida; Oweniidae.
AUGAAAAGAAAUAUUUCAUUUCACACUGCGUUUUAUCCAAAUUAUACAGUUAUGUAGAACUAUAAAGUGUAAUAUUAGCUCUUUAGAUGUAGACCUAGUUAUCACUAUGGCGACUCCAUCUUGUGGCCGCCAGGAUAGUAAAAUGGAAGAGCUACUAAACUGUCCAAUAUGUCUAGACCCAUACAACGAUGGCGAUAAGACACCCAAGCUUCUACCUUGUCAUCACACAUUCUGCAUGGCAUGUUUGCGUCGUCUCGCUGGGAGAAAUCAGUAUCUCGAUUGUCCAAAUUGCCGCCAAAAGAUCAACCUCUCAUCACCGAACACUAUAGAAUCCCUCCAGACAAACUUUUACAUAACAAAUGUUAAAGAAGCUAUACAUGAACAGAAUGAAGCAUCCUCGAAAAUUGUUAGUGGAUGCAAAAAGCAUGCUAAUCAACCACUGGCGUUCUUCUGUAAAAAAUGUGAAGUGCCGAUAUGUAGAGAUUGUACCUUGAUGGACCAUAAAGAAACAACAGGUCAUGUGACCACCAACCUUGAUGAUGCGGUUAAAGAACAAAAACGUUUCUUGGAGAUUGAAAUAAUGGAAGCACAAGGAAACGUGAUGUCAAACAAAGCCAACAUGAGUCUGUUGGAGAGUGAAGCCACCAAUCUGCGUGCUAUCAAAGAUGACAGCCUUGUACGCUUAGAACAAUCAUUCAAACACUACCAAGCAAUCUUGAUGCAACGUUGCGAUCAACUGCGUACUGAGAUCAUGGAUCAGUACACAAACCAGAAAGAGAAACUUGGGACAGGCACCGACCAGCUGAUGUCAAGUAACACAAACUUAAAUAGUUUGAUUGAGGAGUGCACUGGUGUUUUGAAACGUGAUGAAGUGUUUGAUAUCUUAGCGUAUAAAUCCAAAAUUGCUGGGAAGAAUUCCGAGAUGAGGUACCUUGAGCAGACCAGGGAUGCGCAAGAUACUGUUGCAGUAAAGUUUGAUGAUACGUGUGGAGAGGAGCUGAUAAGUCAAUGUGUCAGCCAUCUUGGUUCCCUGCAACUGACCACCAGUCUGCCAUCUAUUGUCCAGUUUAAGCUCCCAUUAUGCGCUACCGCGAGUCUUAUGUGCACAUUUAGUGUGCUUAUCCAGAAGAGAAAUCGCCAGGCUUUCACUCAAGUUAGCUCAAUUAGCGUUGAUAUAAUCGAUCCCUCCGAUGACACCAUAGAUUCGAUUUUCACAGCAUCGUCCCAGUCAGGACAAAUUGAUAUCACGUUCCGUCCCCAGAUCUCUGGUCCCCAUAUUGCCAACGUAAAGUAUCUGGGUCAGCCAAUCAAGGGGGCUAAAGCUACUAUUGAUGUCCAGAGUAACAACCCUGUAAGCCGCCUGGGAAGUAAGGGAUGCGACCCAGGGAUGUUCCAGUACCCACGUGCUGUUGCACUUGACCCCCAUGGCAAUGCCUUCAUAGUCGACACUGGAAAUUGUCGCAUCCAGAAAUUCAGCAGUCAAGGAAAAUUUCAACAUCACUUCAAAAUAACAAAUGACACUGAUAAUUAUUCUACUUGUGGAAUAGCCAUUGACCCAAACAGUGGACUCAUUAUCUGCCCAGAGGUCAAUAUCGAUGCAGCCGAUCUUGCCAAAGCUGACACAAUUAUGUUUUACACACCAGAUGGCAGACUACGUCAACAGUUGUCGUAUCCGGGGACGAUGAAACGAGCCUUGUGUACCGCGAUCAAUAGCCAGGGUGACAUCAUUGUUGCCGAUUUUGAACUGAAUGCCAUAUUUGUGUAUGACAAACAUGGUCGUCUGGUCAGAAAAUUCGGUGAAGCUGGAUCAGGGCCUGGGCAGUUUAACCACCCUACGUUUGUUUGUGUUGGACUUGAUGACACAAUGAUCGUUGCAGAUGGAGAAAACCACCGUAUUCAAGCAUUUGACCGUGAAGGACAGUUCCUAUAUGAGUUUGGAGGGAAGGGAAAUGCAAAGGGUCAGUUUAAAAUGCCAUUUGGAGUGGCCUGUGAUAAGCAUGGGAAUAUCUUAGUGGUUGAUGGGGGAAACAAGCGUGUGCAGAUCUUCAAACAAGGAGGUAUAUUCACCUCCUGUUUGGAGAGUCUAAAUGACCGGCUGAGUGCACCAAGGGGUCUAGCUGUCACUCAAGAUGGUUAUGUAAUGGUUGCUGACAGAGAUAACCAUUGUGUCAAAAAAUUCAAGUACAUGUAAAAAAAUGCAAGUACAUGUAAAAAGACAAGUAUUUGUGAAAAAUGCAAGUACUUGUAAACAUGUGAAAAGUCAAGUACAUGUUAAAAAUAUAAGUACAGAAGACCCUUGUGAACAUGAUUCUAAAACAUUUAGUACCUUGUACCCCUCUCCCAUUUCCUAUUU